This is a messenger RNA of Ananas comosus (pineapple), 1963 nucleotides long. RefSeq names its product laccase-3-like. Gene Ontology annotation, biological process: lignin catabolic process. Gene Ontology annotation, cellular component: apoplast. The transcript is spliced from 5 exons. The record is from RefSeq and is a predicted model, not a curated record. Lineage: Eukaryota; Viridiplantae; Streptophyta; Magnoliopsida; Poales; Bromeliaceae. The coding region runs from base 47 to 1753 and encodes 568 amino acids. Gene Ontology annotation, molecular function: hydroquinone:oxygen oxidoreductase activity; copper ion binding.
UAGAGUACAUAUCCCAAAGUUAAAGCCGUUUUAGUUAAAGUAGUUGAUGGAUGCUCACUCCAUAUUUGUUAUCACAAUUUGGCUCCUCUCUCUCCUUUUUCUCCUCUCUCAAACCAAUGCUAAAGUUCACUACCAUGAUUUUGUUAUUCAAGAAACUCCAGUGAAGAGGCUGUGCAAUACCCGUAACAUAAUUACGGUGAACGGAGAAUUUCCUGGGCCGACCAUUGAGGUUAAUAGUGGGGACACACUCGUGGUCAACGUGGUGAAUCGUGCUCAGUACAACGUCUCACUACACUGGCACGGGAUUCGACAGAUGAGAACGGCGUGGGCCGACGGGCCGGAGUUUGUGACGCAGUGCCCGAUCAGGCCGGGAGGGAGCUACAAGUACCGGUUCACGGUCGAGGGACAGGAAGGCACGCUGUGGUGGCACGCCCACAGCUCCUGGCUCCGCGCCACGGUCUACGGCGCUCUCAUUGUCCACCCCAAGGAGAACCACUCCUACCCUUUCGCCGAGCCGACAAGAGAGAUCCCCAUCAUCCUCGGGGAAUGGUGGGACGCGAAUCCAAUUGAUGUCGUCAAAGAAGCUGCGCAGACCGGAGCGGCUCCAAAUAUCUCCGACGCCCUCACCAUCAAUGGCCAGCCUGGAGAUCACUACAACUGCUCAAGCAAAGAAACAACCACAUUUCCGGUGAAGCCCGGCGAGACCAACCUGCUGCGGUUCAUAAAUGCGGCUCUCAACACUGAGCUAUUUGUCUCCAUAGCCAACCACCAGAUGACGGUGGUUGCAGCGGACGCCUCCUACACGAAGCCCUUUGCAACUUCCGUCAUCAUGCUCGGUCCGGGCCAGACAACUGACGUCCUCGUCACCAUGGACCAGGCUCCCACGAGCUACUACAUUGCAGCCCGGGCCUAUUCUAGUGCUCAGGGCCUCCCAUUCGACAACACCACCACCACCGCCAUCGUCGAGUACGACUGCGGCUGCGCCACCAAGCCAGGACAGUCCAUCCCGCCAGCAUUCCCAGCUCUCCCAGUUUACAACGACACCGCAACCGCCACAGCCUUUGCCGCCGGCCUUAAAAGCAUAUCGAAAGUUAAAAUUCCCGAACCGGUCGACGAGCACCUGUUCUUCACCGUCGGCCUCGGCUUGUUCGAUUGCCAUCCAGGACAACAGUGCGGCGGCCCAAAGGGGACUCGACUGGGGGCCAGCAUAAACAACGUCUCCUUUGUGUUCCCAUCCGACUACUCCAUUCUCCAGGCGCACCGCCAGGGCGUGCCAGGAGUGUUCACCACAGACUUCCCAGCCAACCCACAGGUGCAGUUCGACUACACGGCGACCGACAUUUCCCACGAACUGUGGCAGCCCGUUGCAGCGACAAAGUUGUACAAAUUAAAGUUCGGUUCCGUCGUUCAGCUGGUGCUGCAAGGAACUAACAUCUUCGUAGGCGAGAAUCAUCCCAUCCACAUCCACGGCUAUGACUUCUAUAUACUGGCCGAGGGCUUCGGAAACUUUGAUCCAGCGAAGGACACGGCAAAGUUCAACCUCGUCGACCCACCGAUGAGGAAUACUGUCGCGGUGCCGGUCAAGGGUUGGGCAGUAGUCCGGUUUGUCGCGGACAACCCAGGGGUGUGGCUCUUGCAUUGCCAUUUGGAUGUUCACAUCAGCUGGGGACUAGCAAUGGCAUUCCUGGUGGAGGAUGGAGACAGUGAGUUGGAGUCCUUAGAGCCAGCUCCGGUCGACCUUCCCCCGUGCUAAGUAAUAGAAGAGAACAAAGAGAUACAGCACAGAGUCAGCAAUUAUAUUAUUUUCUUCUAUUGUUUUGGUCAUUCUUCCUUUUGGGUUUUUGAUAAGGAUCUAAAUUCUCUUUUUCUUUUUCAUUAUUAGCUUCUUUUUUUCCCCCAGAUUUGUCAGUGUUACCCAUAUAAAUUGAAUUCUGUAAUGAAUAAAGUUCUUUCCAUUAUCUUU